AUGAUCCAGCUAAAUGCCAAGGCGGAGAUAAUUUGCUCAUUGUGCCCGUCGCCGGUCCAGCUACACCUGGAGGAAUUACAGCUGGAUACCGGUACGCGCGCGGCUGCUGGUCGGAGCCAGGCGGCCAAAGCUUCUGAACAGGUCCGGCUGGAGUUCUAACCAAAUACUGGAGUACUAAGCAACACCCAACAGUCAGGUGUUUCUGAGGAUGAGCCGAGGUUCACUUAUGAUGGAGUUAGCGCAAAAGUCGCUCUGGAAGGUUCAACCCGGUGUAGUGAAAAUGAGAGAGCGAAGCGGUCCCGAACCUCCAUGUUUAGCGAGAGCCUGAGGACAGGUGGCCCCGGUUAG
This is a messenger RNA of Coregonus sp. 'balchen', 348 nucleotides long. The record is from the annotation of a GenBank genome assembly. Lineage: Eukaryota; Metazoa; Chordata; Actinopteri; Salmoniformes; Salmonidae.